AUGAGGCUUCCGGGGAGGGGGAGGAACAUUGCUUUCCAUGACGUGAGUCCCAGGGCCUGGGCUGUGGGUGAGGCAUUUCCUGCCCCUGAGGUGGAGGAGGCAGGGGCUCUAAGUAGCACAUACACCUGCUCUGGGUGGGGGGCAGGGGGUUCAGUCUCAACCCCUUUCAUGGAGAUACCCAUAGAUCAGAUGCCUCCUCAAGGGCAAUGGAAAGAACCUGCCCCAACUUUCAGUACUUUCCACUCUAAACAUCCAACCCGGAAAAGCAGAAGAAGCACGGCACUGCCUAAUUUGCCUCAGGCAUCAGAAAAUGAGACUGUUCCAUCCAACCACACCAAGGUUUCUCUCCAAGGCCAGGGGACUGUACCUAUUCUAAGCAACACAAAGAAGGCUGAGGAAGUACCUGGGCUAGGGGGACCAUCCCUUCAGGCUGAGACCAGGGCCUGGUUUCAGAAGACCCAGGCACCCUGGUUUUUGGAUGGUGGGGAAGCCCCAGUCUGGUUCCAUGGCUUUAUCACUCGCCGGGAGGCCGAGAGAUUGCUGAAAAACAAACCUCCAGGCUGCUACUUGGUGCGGUUUAGCGAGAGCGCGGUGGCCUUUGUGCUGACUUACAGGAGCCGCAGCUGCUACCGCCACUUUCUGCUGUCCCAGCAGCCAGACGGGCGCCACGUGGUGCUGGGCGAGAACAGUGCCCACGAGCGGCUGCCGGACCUGCUGCGCUACUAUACCCUGUGUCCGCUCAGCCCCUACGGGGAGCACCUCACCCAGCCCUGCGUCCGCCAGACCCCUGCUCCAACUGGUAUGUCCAUGCAAACAGAACACUCAGAAUCCAGGAAUGAAGGCAAAAAUGGAGUUACCCUGUACAGCCCAGUCAACAAACAGGAACAAGUCCCAGGGCCUGUGAACAAGGAUAAUCCUGGACCUAGGGAGCCAGAAUCGCUAUCCAGGCCUAAGCCCCCUGUUCCAACCAAGCCCCAGAUACGCCCUGAACUCUACUCCAUUCCAGCCUCAAAAGCAUCCCACUCCGCUGCACGCCCUGUGCCCCCUCAUCCCAUCUACCAAGAGCCAGAGGAACCCAUCGCCUUCUAUGCGAUGGGCAAAGGCAGUAAGGAGAGCCUUGUCAAUGUCUAUUCAGAGGUGGCUCCCAUGCCUCUUGGGCACCACUUCCUACGGAAAUGCCAUUCUCGGCCUGUCACAGUGACCCAGACCUUAGAUCAAGGCCCUACUUCCUCCCUCCGACAUCAGCCUCUCCAGGGACAUACUCUCCCACCUAACUUUUCUCAACAACUCUCCCAGGAUCAGGGACAGGUGCAGCUCCUUCUAGGAUCCAAUAAGCAUUGACUAGAGGUCAAGCUUUUCGGAUUGGUGAUCCCAUCCAAGUGCAGACUCAAUCUUCUGCUCCCCCUGCCAGGUUUCUCUCGUCGGUCUUCAUCAUCUCUGCCCUGGAUUCCAAGCCUCAAAAACCAAAUCUAGACACAGCUUCUCCUUCCCCCUCCCCCAAGAGGAGGGCCAGAGAGCUCAGAGGUCAGAUACUUCAGUUCCCUCUGCCACCUUCUGCCCCUGGGAGACUUGCAUCAGCUCUCUCUUAAGAGGACAGGAGUCAAAUCCAUCUGAAUAAGUGCUGUGAAAUCCUCUGAGCUGUCUUGGUUUCUCCUCCUGAAGCCAAGCUUCCUUGGCCCCAAAGCCUUCGUGUCUGGGCCUCGGUCCAAUGCUGCUGUUUUGGUUUGAUGGGAACAGAUGCUGAGGUGUUGUUUGCUGGUUCUUGUCUGGCUAAUAAAUCAUCCUCCCCGAACACUUCCCCUCUCAGAAAUUCAAGGUCUCCAAGCCCUGAACUCCCAUGUGCACAUGAACAUGUUACUCAAAGUUCAAUGAAAAAGCAAGCUACUGGCUAGACUGUAAGGAAGAACAGAGGAGGAAAAUGUAACAGACCAAGAGAGACUAGCCAGUGGGGACAGCACUGGAUCUGGAGUUGGAAACUGAAGUUCAAAUCCCACUUCAGACACUAGCUGUGUGAACCUGACAAGGCACUUAAGCUGUUUCUGCAAAUGAGAAUAAUAGUAUCUCCCUCAACAACAGGAUUGUUAUGAAGAUAAAACAAGAUCAUAUUUAGAGAGUACUUAACUCAGUGUCUGGUAUAUAGUAAGUGCUUAAUAAAUGCUAAUAAAUAAAUAAAUCCCCUCUCCCCACCUCAGAGGUCAUCUAAUCUCCCUCCACCUUUGUAGAGGGGAUGGGUAUCUCCCACUAUAACAUCCCUGACAACUAAGUUAUCUAACUUAUACAUAAAAAGACUUUUGGUGAAGAGAGACAAGCUAUUAUUCCACAACUGGAUAGUUUUCUUGAAAUUAAGCCAAAACUUGAUUCUGGGCAACCACUGACCCCAAUUCUGCUUCUCAGGGCCAAAGAAGUCUAAUCAAGUAUAUGAAGAGAGUUAUCAUUCCCCAAUGAAUCUUGUCUUCUCUAGGCUAAACCUCCAAUACUUCCAACAAAUCUUUGCAUAUAGUGGUCCUUCACUAUCUAGUCAGCCUCCUCUGAGCAAUGUCUUUUCCAGAAUAGAGCAUCUGGCCUUGGACACGAUAUUCCAGAUGGAGUUUGACCACAGAAAACUAAAGCAAAACUAAAAACCUCUUGUUCCAUGUAUACGAUACUUUAAUUAAUUCAGCCUAAAAUUAAAUUAGAUGGAGCAAUGUUAUCUUCCCAGAGAGAACAAUAACUUUCUAUCAGAUUAGACAGAGAGUCAGAUUUGUGUCAGGGGAGCAAAGAUGUAAGUAGUACUCACCCUUUGUCCUAGGACCACUCGACCUGUAACUCCAUUCUGAUGACCACGUGUGUUCUGAGCAAGUGAGAGCAAGAAUAAAGUGGGAAGAAACCAGUAGAGAAACAGGAAGGUGUCAAUGGAUUGUAGUAAUGAGAACCUAGCCCAAUCUCUUUUCUGCUUUGCUCUACUCUUUAAACUUUCUCUGGCCUAAGGACAAAAAGGUUCUGGACUUUCUAGUGAAGCAACUAGGGAGAAAAGUGGACUAUUUGUUCUUCUAGAGAACACAAAUGAGUAAAACAAAUGAUUUUGAGAUUCCUUACACUUCCUUCUCCAUUGCCUCAAACUCCAAAGUAAUUCUAGGAAUUUCUGCUGCUCAAUGCCCAGUUCCUAUCCUAAAUCUAUUUCUUCCCCUACUUCGAUCCCUGGGCCUUCCUGGAUCAAAUUAAUAUUUUAAUCAAGGAUGCCUGCCAUCCCUCUAAAUUCCCUACUACUUCAUGCCCUCCUUUGGGCCUUUCCUUCUCUGCCUUCUUCCUCCCUCCUUUUCUCCAAUCCUAUUCUACAGACGUAGAGUCUGGCCUUGUUUUGAAUUCUCCGUCAUUUAUUGGUCCUGUGACUCUGGCCAGGUCACUUGCCUUUUCUGCUCCUCAGUUUCCUCUCCCUGUAACAUAAAGGAAUUUUAUUAGAUGAGCUCUAAUCUAGACCUCUUAGCUCUAACCUUUUGUGACCAAUGAUAAUAUCCAACACUUUAAUUUCUCCAGGAAGCUGCCCAAUACUGAUGUCAUUAUCCUGCCAGCUCCAUUUCCCCCAACACGUUUCCAUCUCAAAUUCUGCCCGAGACUUUUGCCUCCAACCUGAUACUUUUUAUAUUCUUGCAUUGAUCUCUGUGUCUGGGUACCAUUUCCCCCACUGAAACAGGUGCUUACCCGUACAGUAGCCAUGUCUCCUCCUUCCUCUAGACCCCCUUGCAGUGGCCUGGAUUCUAUUCAAAAUACAAACUAACCAUUACAUGGGGAGCUCUUUAUUCUCCCUGAAGUCUCCCAAAGGAAAACCAAUUGUCUGGACCUAAUUAUACCAGAGUCUAUAUGAGGAGCAGAAGGAGACAGAAUAUGGUGUAGUACAAACAGGAUUUUUAAGUUCCCAAACUGAGGUUAAAGUUGUAGCUCUGCCAUGAACCUGUUGAACAGCUUUGAAUAAAUCAUUAUCUCUAUGGGGAUUGAUUUCCUCAACUGUGAAAUGAAGAGAUUGUGGACGAGAUGAUCUGAAAGGUCCCUUCUGGUCUAUCACUAAAUUGUAACAGAUUGAGUCAAGCAGUCUAUGAAUCUGAAUACAGACUUCUCCCUCUCCCUAUCACUCAAUCCUGUCUCUGUCCUCUAUUCUCUAGGGUCAGGUUUGACCUGCUCUUUCCCUUCUAACUACCUGCCCCAGACUCUCCCUUCCAGCUUAAAGGAAGCAAGUACUUGCUGAACCAAGUUGGGAUCCCAGAGAGGCAGAUCUGUAAUCCCCCUAUCACUCCUUUUUGACCAGGAUGGGGUUGAGAGGAAGAACUUGAAUAAAAGAUGGACUGAAAAUGAGCAGCUAUUAUCACAGGAGGAAAUAGGUAGAGUAGGAAUCUAUUCACUGAGAUGCAAUUCCAAAUACACUCAGCACUUAUCACAUGCAGUGCACUAGUGUUUGGACUUCCAGGAGGGGUGGAAGGAACUUCUCAACUCAGAUAAUGAAAUAGGCUUAUGCCAUCUCAAAUUUGAGCUAAUAAAUCAUGAUGUAUGAAGGAAUAAAACUAGACCUAAAAUGAUCCUAUUCUUUCUUGGAUUACCCUGUAUACACAGGUAGGGGAAAGAAGUGCUACUGAACAGGAAAAAUAAAACCAACUUGAAAAG
Messenger RNA from Antechinus flavipes (yellow-footed antechinus), 4632 nucleotides. RefSeq names its product SH2 domain containing 2A (gene SH2D2A). The record is from RefSeq and is a predicted model, not a curated record. NCBI's taxonomy places the organism in Eukaryota, Metazoa, Chordata, Mammalia, Dasyuromorphia, Dasyuridae. Gene Ontology annotation, cellular component: cytoplasm.